Suillus bovinus is the source of this 1542-nucleotide messenger RNA. RefSeq lists its product as uncharacterized. Bases 170 to 1327 code for a protein of 385 amino acids. The transcript is spliced from 4 exons. Lineage: Eukaryota; Fungi; Basidiomycota; Agaricomycetes; Boletales; Suillaceae. The record is from RefSeq and is a predicted model, not a curated record.
GGCAGAUUUUGAUCGGGACGCAAUCGGCCAAGCUAAACUUACACAUUAUUGGAGAAGCCAAUCACUUCACGUAGGCCAGCCAACCAGCCAUUCCAUCUGAUAUGGCUACUAUGGGCAGAUAUAAAGUCUCUCUUGGCAGGUAUCCGUACUUCAGAUACACAGUCAAAGAAUGUCGACCAACACACUCCACCUCGUUUCCUUCUGGCAAGAUGCGCUGAAAAUUCUUGCAAUGUCACUCAAGCUGCACGCGGCUGAAAGACAGGGACAAUCAAAUGCCUGCCCUUGCUAUCCUAUAGUGCAACACUUAGUGCUGGACCAAUUACCCAAGUUAAUCCAUCACUGUUUGUCUCCUCAUGUAACUCAACGUCAUGAAUGUCCUUCGGUCAUUGCCGAUGAAUGGACACUGUGCGGGGACUCCGAUUGGAACAUGUUCAACACAACAACGAGCAUCAUGGAGGCGCCCUUUGCAUUUGACUCGGAGUUGUCCAGCUUUAGUGAUAUAUCUCCUAUCGAGUCCGAUCUCAUUCCCCAGCCCCUUUCAAACAUUGCUCUUGAUCCAGACAACAGCAUGGAUGCCUCUUAUCCUAGCGAGUCUGGCCAUUUGGAAGGUUGCAACCUCAACUCGGAACCUUUCUUCGAUUUUUCCAAUGGUCUCUCUCCAGAGCUUUCCAUGACCCCCUCUAUGGAUGACGCUCUAUCCCAGACGUGGAGUUCCUAUCCUCUCCCGCAGUCGCCUGAUGCAUCAUCUUUUGAUGGGAGUUCAUCUUGCUAUGAUGCACAGUGCCAGUGGGGAUAUGAGCACACCCACGAUCUUCACAUAGAACCACCAUCAUACGACAUACAACCUCACGCACAGAACUCCAGCGAUAUCUAUCCAUCUAGUUUUUGUAGCGGAUCUGAUCUUCAUUCGCCUACACCGCCGUGGUCAGAGGAGACAAAGCGCGACUGUACGUCAUUGAUGGAUAAUACGGACGACAUUCCAAGCUUAUGUCGCUGGGAUGGUGGGUCCUGCUUCUCACUUCUGACUACCGACAAGUCCGAAGUGACGAAGCACCUCCAACUACUCCACGGUAUAAAACCUGGCGGCGACAAAGUCAGGAUGCCGUGCCAGUGGGAGGGCUGCGGAAAGGAGAUGAAGAAAGAGAGUAUACCACGGCACAUCGUUGCGGUUCAUCUGAGCAACAAAACGGAAUGCGGUAGUUGUGGGAAGCAGUUUGCUCGGUUAGAUUCUAAGCUGCGCCACCUAAAGAAUUCAAAACGAGAGGAGUGCAGAGAAUCCGAAUCUGAUGAUAGUCGUGCCAAACGCCGUCGUCUGUCGUUGCCAUGAUUUUCCCAUUAUACGUUUCUUGCAGCCUUAUUAUGCGCCGGCGCAGGACAGUGCCGCUACACAUGUAUGCUCGUUUUUGUCACUUCAGUCAGAUGUUGGAUGUACGAAUUACCGAACCUAUGCUUUCCAGUACACUGCCACGUCGAAGCAAGGGAAUGACUUGAGUUGUAGGGGUCAAAUUCAGGCCUUGGAAUGUGGCUGAGUGGGGUCAAAAC